This is a messenger RNA of Ruditapes philippinarum (Manila clam), 3415 nucleotides long. RefSeq lists its product as uncharacterized. Lineage: Eukaryota; Metazoa; Mollusca; Bivalvia; Venerida; Veneridae. The record is from RefSeq and is a predicted model, not a curated record. The coding region runs from base 262 to 1917 and encodes 551 amino acids. The transcript has 2 exons.
CGUGUUUAUAUCAUGAGAUACCGUACUACAUUCUGCCCUAUCACAUGUGACGUGAACUUUAUUAAAUGCUGCAUAUUACUGGCCUUAUUCACUGUUGACAGAAAAACGUCGCAACCUUGAGGAUACUAGUUUCAAUAGCGGGCGAUAACGGAUUAAGACGUAUAUUUCUUUGUUAGACAUUUUAUACAUUCAGCUACUCAAAUCGAAAGUGGAGGAAUUAAAUGACGAUAUUUAACCAAAAAUAGGUCGUAAUUAAUAAAAAUGGCAACAGGAGGUCGUGAAGUCGCAUUGGAUGCAUUUCUGGAUUUUCAAUGUUUAACUUGCACAAACAAAGUUGGUGUGAGGUAUUGUGUUGAAUGUCAAGGUUACUGUUGUCAAUCUUGUGUCGACACACACUCGCGAUUUCCUACAUUAAACUCUCACACACUACUUGACCGAUUAACUGAUGCAAUACAAGGAUUGUCGGUGACAUUGCCGACGGAGAGAUGUGCUAUUCACACCACCAUGUUAGUUGACAUGUUUUGCAAAGACCAUGAUGAGGUGGGCUGUUCAACAUGCAUGACAAUGAACCACAGAGCAUGUUCAAAUGUCCAUACCAUCCCUGAUGAGAUCAGCAUGUUAUUCGAUGCAAACGAACUAGAAGACACGAAUCGGUGUUUAGAUAACAGUGAAAAACGAUUUAAAAGUAUCGAACUAAAGAAACAAGAUGCGCUUGUAUGGUUAGAGAUGUCAAUAAAGGAAGCUGGCACGGCGAUCGACAAUGCAAAACAAGAGGUUAUUGACCAUGUAGAAAAGGUUGCAAACCAAUCUAAACAGGAAGUGGUGGGAAAAUAUCAAGCUGCAAAAGAUCAUAUUGAAAAAGACACACGUGAAGCAAAUGAAACCAUAAAUGAUUUAAUGACGAUUUCUAAAAAUUUGGUAAAAUCAGAGGGUAACAGAUCACAACAAUUCGUUUGCAUGAAAAUUGCGAAUCGAAAAAUGAAAGAAGCCAACGAAAAGGGUAUUCUCAAACAUAACGGACAGGUAAACAUCUCUUUUGAUGUAAAGUAUGUCAUCCAGGAUUUUGUUAGAGAUAUCAAGGACUUUGGUAGAGUAAGCUGCCCUCUGGAAAUUAGACCUUACUCUGCUAAGACAAUCAAAGAGAUGAGUGUAAAGUUACAAGACGAUAAAUCAACUUGUAAUAUAUUUGGCUCGUUUCUGUUGGAAGAUGCAACGCUUCUUUUAACAGAUUACAAUAAUAAAAGACUCAAGCGUGUCAACAUUGAAAAUAUGACAGUUGAUGGCUUUUGUAGUUUUGACAAGAAUCCCUAUUGUGUAUGUUGUACUAGUAAAGACGAGGCCGUCGUUACCUUCUACAGCAGUACAACGUUUAUUCAGUUUGUCUCCGUUGGUGCACAACUGAUGCCUUCAAGAAAAAUUAACAUAAAUCAUAAAUGUCUUGGAAUUUCCUAUAAAAAUGAUAAACUUUACAUCGCCAACAAUGCCCAAUCGUUAUAUAUACAUGAUAUGUCUGGUAACGAGCUCCAAAAAAUAUCAACAGACAGCACAGGUAAUAAUUUGUUUAACGAUGUUCGAGAAAUUUGUUUCAGUGAUUAUUUACGAGGUGGUGUAGUUGCAGACUGGAAUAUAGGUGUUAUUAUCCUUGAUGAUCAAUAUCAGCGCGUUGCUGGAUACUGUGAUCCCGAGUUGAAAGGUGUAUCAUCAGUAUGUACGGAUGGUAGAGGAAGCAUCUUUGUGUGUGGAUAUAAUUCACAACACGUACUUCAGUUAGGAUAUGAUGGUCAAAAGAUUACUGAUGUAGUUGACGACUCACAUGGCAUACAAUAUCCCGAGUCACUGUGUUUUGAUACAAGCAGGUGUAGGUUGAUUAUAACACAGGGCCGCAGUGACAUUGUUAAAAUUAUUCAGCUGAAGUAGUCUGUGUUAUUUCCAAAAGUAGAUUUACAAAUGAUAAUGUCGGGAAAAUUUACCGCUACUCACUGUCUUUCUUAAAUAGUACCAGUUGUAUGUCUUGCAAAUUAUAAACAAAAUAAAGUGGACUCAAAAUUGUAUAAUUUCUCUUUAUUUUACUUGACAAAGUUUUGACAUAAAUGAUAUCCCAUUGUAUUUAAUAAUUUAUCGUUCAAUAUCAAUUGUUUUAUAAAUUGUUAAUGCAUACUACAUUUGAAAAUCAAUCUUUUAAGCUUGAGCUUAAUCUCUUAUCACACUUAUAAUAUAUGAUUGUUUGAUAAUGAGUAAAUAUGUUGUUGAAGUAGCUUAAAAAUAAAAGAGUAGCAUACCGUUUUUGCAAAGAACAAUUUAUCUUUUUACCAGUUGAUGUUUAAAUAUGAUGCAUUAUUGUACAAUAUAGCCUUGUUAUUCAUUCCCCGAGUUAAAAAACCCGUAUCAAAUGCAAAGUCUCGUUUUCAUUUUCCGAGUCAUCAAGUCCAUUCUGAAUUAUAUUGUUCUUCUGCACUGCUGUAAAGCCUACUAGCAUAUAAGACGAGGCGGUGUGCUCAAAAAUGUGCAAUUAAACUAUUUAACAUCCAUUGUUCUAAAGGAGUGAAACACGUAUAUAUAAACAUGAAGUACAACAUGUGUUUGAUAUGGGACUUUUAAACAAGGGAAAUAAAAACGAGGCUUGAUUGAGUACAAUAUUGUACUCAACCGUGUGGAAUAUGCAUGUACAUACUAUCAUAAGCCUUGUAAACAAUUAGAAUGUAUAUCACCUCUUGUGGUGUUUGUAACUGUUUUAAUAAAUUAAGGAAUGAUUAAAAUCAUCAGUGUAUUCAGAUAUUAGAUACGUUAUGUGACGAAAAUAGACGAAUAAUUACGAGCUGUUGACGUUUGGAAUGGUUUUGUUAAUGUAACUGUUUGAAACUUGCAAAUAACCAUUGAGAACAACUAGAAAUUAUGAGGGGCUUUUCGUACUUAACCAUAACAAAAAUUACAUAAGCUUUACAUUGGCUCUUUACUAUGGGAUUUCUUACCACUUUUUAAGCUAGACAAAAGAUGAAAUAUGUUUAACUAUUUUAACGUAUGAAUUUUUUUUGUUUUGUUCCAUAUAAUGAAACAAAAAUUUAAUUUAAAUUGUAAAUAGUUUUCAAACAAGAUAGAAAACUUUCCGUAUUUUGUGUAUUUGUUUCUUCAGGUAACAAACAUCAAAAAUGCUGUUGAAACCAUUUUUUAAACGUUGUUAAUCUUAUGUAUGCCCUUUCUGAGGAAGGGAAAGUACUUCAUUAACUAACGAUAUAAUGGGUUCUUGAUUCAUUCUUCAAACUAUGACUGACCGUAGGACUGAGUAACGAAAGGUAACAUGAACAUGAACAAUGAUUUUACCAAAGAAUCUACAUACGCACGAAAGUUUGCUUGUCAAGUACUAGAAUCUUUUAGGAAACAACAUGACAGUCUGUUUGAAUAGACUGUAAAACUUUAC